Messenger RNA from Theileria equi strain WA, 2571 nucleotides. RefSeq names its product set domain containing protein. Lineage: Eukaryota; Apicomplexa; Aconoidasida; Piroplasmida; Theileriidae. Gene Ontology annotation, molecular function: protein binding. The record is from RefSeq and is a predicted model, not a curated record. The coding region runs from base 1 to 2571 and encodes 856 amino acids. The transcript has 3 exons.
AUGUUACAAAAGGACGUGUCUAAUACGGAUUUCCAUCAAGCAAUGAGGGCUAACAAGGGGGUUUAUUCCUCGGAGUAUGCUUCCAUCAUUCCUUCCUAUUCUACGGAUUCUGAUGAGUCCCUCUACAAGGACGAUAUUAUGGACUUUGAGAAUAACUCCCCAUCGUCAAGGUGCUCACAGUCCUCAAUAACGUGCACACCCAUACCUGUACACCUUUCUCCGUGCAGGCUCUACUCUGGCAAGACUUGUCAGCGAAAUGGGAGGUCAAUGCAGCAUGGACUAGACAAAAUAACAGAACGAGAGACGCUGGAUCAAGAUGUUUUAAACAUUGGAGAAUCAAAGACACCAAGCUAUAAAAGUAGGCUGGUCUUGGGUAUAUCGCAAAAAUAUUCAUUCCCAAAAGUAACCACAAGCCAGGAACUACACACAGACAACAAUGACGAAAUCUACAAAACUCCAAAGGAAUUUCUAACGUCUUCGGCAAACAAUACUAAUUUCGAGGUCUCUACACCAAAUGUAACAUAUAAGCAGAUAAAGUGUAACAGCACAAUCACAUCCAACGGACCGGUUGAAAGCAAUCUCACAUCAUAUGUAGAUAGUUUGUUUGGGGCCGAACCUGCAAGUUACAUUCACGAUCAUCAGCCUUUGACGUUAUUUUGGUUACCAAAUUCUGAAAUCAGUGGGCUCAUGAGGAUACCAUCACUUUCCUGUUUUCAGAAUUCUACAGAGUAUAGCAACUCUGAAAAACUAUAUUUAACUUUCACUCAAUAUAGUGUCGAUAUAAUACAAGAUGUCAGCGAAUUUAAAGCAUUUCCAUUCGUUCCAAAUCACACACCAUUUAUUGUCAUAUACUCUUACAGUUUCAAGAGUAUGUAUUUUAAAGUUGUUCCACGUUCAGUAAAUCAGACCAAAAAGGUUAAGUUAACAAAGAAUGGCGGUCAAACGUGUCUAAAUGGGCAUACAGAUGCUAUUGAUCUUUCCAUUGACCACGAUUCAUCAGAUGCAAACUAUGUUUUUUACAGGAGUUAUCUCUUUGGAAAAGAUGAUAACAUUGAUCCUAAUCGCCUAAAAAUUCUUGUUCAACGCUCAAAUAAAAUUAAUUUUGAUAUGAGGUGUCUCUCUGUGAGCAGUAAUAGGGUUGACCUAAACGAGGGCCCCUCGAGUAACGGAGUAAAGAAACGCAAGAGGGAGGAAUACAUAGAUGAAGGAUUCAAGCAGGAUUGUUCCACAGAUUCUGAGUCUUGUGUAAGUUCAGAAUCUAGCUCCUCUAGCGUAAGCGGUGAUGCUGAGUCGUGUAAUGACUCAGAAAUCCCAGAUGUUUUGCUAACGGAAUGCAAGCUUUUAAUUGGGACAGAAAUCAAUGAUAACAUUGAUGGCUGUAACAUGUCAAUUGCAAAUUAUAGGUCUGAAUCUGUCAUUAAGAAGAAUUUUUCUCUUUAUCUAGUGAAUAAUAAUUUGCCGUCUGGAGGUGAGGAUUUUUCUAAAAGAGUGUCCAUUGGACCUUUGGUAAAGGCUAAUGAGGGAAAAGUUCUCUACCAUGCAAAUGGGUUGGAAUUAAGUGAGGGAGAUUCUAUAGAUAUUAAAUUUCCUACAAUUUAUACUAAACACUUUGAACACGAUCGUGUCACACUCUUUAGUGACAAAGUCCUGAAAACAUGUUUUAACUACAUGAAAUCACUAGCACAGGAAAAUGAUUUGGUGAUUACCAUAAAUAACAUUGCUCAAUUUUGUCCGAAUAUUUUUUGGAAUCUAUCUCUUUGUGGAGAUAUAAAGACUGCCAUAAUGGAAUUGGAUCCGGAAUUGCUAAAGUCUCUAUACAAGAGGAAGAGGAAUAAACUUGUUUCAAAUCAUGACGAAUUGCAUGAUAAUAAAAAGUCUCUUGGAUACUUGGAUAACAACUUUAUCAUAAUGCAAGAUUUGUUUAAGAGAGACGCCGACGAGAAGGUCCGUAAGCUUUUGGAGAUUGAAGAAAGAAACAGAGCAAAUGGAAAGGUUGUUAGGAUUACACUCAAUAAGCACGCUGACGAUGAACUUAUAAUUAGUACUGUCAUGGACGACAAUGGAUUUAUAAAGAAAAGCAUGCAGCUGCUAACUGAAAAGCAAAAGAAUGUUGUAUACAAGGAGUGUAUGAAGAGAAACUUUUAUGUUCCUGUUCACAUAAAGUUCACUCCAGAGAAGGGGCGAGGAGUAUACGCUGCGUACAAGAUCAACAAGGAUGAUUUUGUCAUGGAAUACAAGGGUGAAUUGGUCACUGAGAAGGUAGCAAAGUUCAGGAACCAAAAGUACAACAAGUCCACUAGUUACAAGGGUUCCUUUAUCUUCUUUUUCAAGUACAAUGGACGUAGAUAUGGUAUAGAUGCAACUGAAGAAGAUAUUAGUUUUGGACCAGCAAGACUGGUUAAUCAUUCUAGAAAGAACCCAAAUAUUGUUCCCAGGACUAUUUUGAGUAACAACUAUCCAAGGCUAAUCUUUGUCGCAAAGAGGAACAUUGACUGGGGAGAGGAACUGCUCGUCGACUACGGGGAACGGGACCCAGAGAUCAUAAAGGAGAACCCUUGGUUGCUAGAAUAG